AUUUACCUCUGCAAUACCAAGGUUCGAAGAGAAGAUCUCAAGACAAGGAGAGCUAGAAAUAAAUAGUGAUGUGCAUUCGUUGACCGUACGUGAGGUGUUAAGAUUAUUGUGUUCCCCUACGAACUCUAAGGUAAUAAGCUAUGGCGUCUACCCAGAAGAUGCUGAGGCGGGAGAGUUGGCAGAAGGAUGCGAGAACUAUUUUUAAUAUUUUGAAAUACUUUUGGGCUUGAACCCCUACAUGUGAUUCAGGACGCACAGUUAGAGAGCAUGGUCGCUGCCUCCUCCACUGACAUAGCCAUGGAGCUUGCCUUGGGGCGCUACCAUCGAUUUCGGGCACCAAAUCUCAAGUGUCUUAUAGCCCAAUCUAGUUAUCCAUACCCCAUCCUAAAUUCUAUCAUGGUAUCGGAGAAGGUUUUGGCUCACCUCGUUUGUCAAGGGUUUCUUUUGCUGUUCACCAUCAUUUCUCUGCCACAAAACUCACUUUCCCAGCGAGAUUCGUUUUACAUGGAUUUUGUGGUGGAUGCAGUGGAGAUGCCGUCGGAGGACUACUACGAUUACAUCAUCGUCGGAGGGGGGACCGCCGGUUGUCCGCUGGCGGCGACUUUAUCGGAGACCUACAAGGUUCUGGUUCUUGAAAGAGGCGGCGUUCCGUUUGGGAACCCGAAUUUGAUGACCCAAGAGGGGUUUCUGGCGGCCUUAUCGGAAGUCGACGCCUUUGACUCCCCUGCCCAGACGUUCAUCUCCGAAGACGGCGUCCCCAACGCGCGCGGCCGCGUUCUCGGCGGGAGUAGCGCCAUUAACGCCGGGUUCUACAGCAGAGCCGACGAGGAGUUCUACUCCAGCUCCGGGAUCAACUGGGAUUUCAAUCUGGUGAACCAAUCGUACGAGUGGGUGGAGAGAUCCAUCGUUUUCCGGCCGGAGCUCAAGAGCUGGCAAUCGGCGGUGCGGGACGGUUUGCUGGAAGCCCGAAUCGACCCUUACAACGGCUUCACCCUGCACCACGUUCUUGGCACCAAGAUCGGCGCGUCCACCUUCGACAACUCCGGCCGCCGCCACAGCGCGGCGGAUCUACUGUUCUUCUCCAAUUCCAGCAAUAUCCGGGUGGUGGUGUACGCGUACGUGGAGAGGAUUCUUCUGGCGUCGACCACCGCAUCGCUGGAUUCGAAGCAAUCGGCCAUCGGGGUGAUUUUCCGGGACCGGAUCGGGCAGUUCCACCACGCGAUGGUGAAGGACAACGGCGAGGUCCUGCUUGCCGCCGGCGCUCUGGGCAGCCCGCAGCUGCUCCUAUUAAGCGGAAUCGGGCCGAGGCUUUACCUAUCUUCUCUGGGCAUCCCGGUGGCCCACCACUCCCCCUACGUCGGCCAAUUCCUCUUCGACAAUCCAAGAAACGGAAUCUCCAUUGUCCCUCCAAUCCCUCUGGAGUAUUCUCUCAUACAGGUGGUGGGCAUCACCGGCGACGGCUCAUACCUCGAAGCCGCCUCCAAUUUCAUUCCAUUCGCAUCCCCGAUCAACUCAAUAUUCAUCAGAGCCCCGGCGUCGCCCGUCUACCUGGCCGUGGCGACGCUGAUGCAGAAGAUCUCCGGGCCGACUUCCGUCGGGUCACUCAGACUAGCCUCGCCGGACAUCCGGGUCAACCCGGUGGUCCGAUUCAAUUACUUCAGCGACCCGGGGGACUUACAGAAGUGUGUGAACGGGACAAGGAAGCUCGGGGACCUGCUGAACACACGAUCCAUGGAGGUGUACAAGUUCGAUCAGAGGUUCGGAGGGAGGGAUUUCCGGUACGUCGGGCCUGCGUUGCCGGUGAACCAGUCCAGCGAUGCUCUCAUGGCGGAAUUCUGCCGCCGAACAGUGAGUACUAUCUGGCAUUACCACGGCGGGUGCGUGGUGGGGAGGGUGGUGGAUGCAGAUCUCAGACUGAUCGGAAUCGACGCCCUGAGAGUCAUCGACGGCUCCACAUUUACUGUUUCUCCCGGGACCAAUCCUCAGGCCACUCUGCUCAUGCUCGGACGACAUGCUGGAUUGAAGAUAUUGAGGGAAAGACAAGGCUAGGAGAAGUUGUAUAUGUGCAAAUUAUUAUGCUUUUUUGGUAAUGUAUAUGACCACUGUUCGUAAUGUAAGUUCUAUUUUGGGAAUAAAAACAUGGAAAUCCU
Molecule: messenger RNA, 2150 nt
Organism: Cuscuta campestris
Lineage: Eukaryota; Viridiplantae; Streptophyta; Magnoliopsida; Solanales; Convolvulaceae
Source: the annotation of a GenBank genome assembly